AUGCCCGGAGGAGCACCCUUUCAGCUACUAUGCAUCCUCCUGCUAUGUUUAGGUUGCUGGACGAUUCCCGGUUGUGGCAUGACCGAUGAAGCCAUAGCAGAACUGAGACAAGAGACACGCGACAUCUUCUACCAUGGUUACGACAACUACAUGGAACAUGCCUUCCCAGAAGACGAGCUACGACCACUCACUUGCGCACCCCUCACUCGCGAUCGCCAUAACCCCGCCCAUAUCGAGGUCAACGACGUGCUCGGAAACUAUUCUUUGACACUGAUAGACAGCUUGUCGACGCUCGCUAUCCUCGCUUCCACGCCCGAGACCGAUGCCGCCGGAUCCAAUAGACCGUUAGAGGAUUUCCAAGAGGGUGUUAAGUUAUUGGUAGAGAACUAUGGAGAUGGUUCGUCAGGCCCUCGUGGUCGUGGGACAAGAGCGAGAGGCUUCGAUUUGGACAGCAAGGUGCAGGUCUUUGAGACGGUCAUCCGCGGCGUUGGUGGGCUGCUCAGCGCACACCAAUUUGCAGUCGGGGAUUUGCCCAUCCGAGGUUACAAUGCAAGGACAGAGAGGAUGGGAGGUCGUAAAGGGAUAUUCUGGCCCAAUGGAUUCGUUUACGAUGGACAACUUCUACGGCUUGCUGUAGACCUCACGGAUCGGCUGCUGCCAGCCUUCAACACGCCAACUGGCCUGCCGUACCCUCGAGUCAACCUCCGAUACGGAGUACCCUUCUAUGCGAAAUCACCAAAUAAUAUGGACGCCGAGCAUGGCCAAUGCGGCAGGGACCCAAGCGACAAAGGGACCGAAGUCACUGAGACGUGCAGCGCUGGCGCCGGGAGUCUGGUCCUCGAGUUCUCUGUUCUCAGUCGACUCACUGGCGAUCCAAAAUACGAAAGGCUGGCCAAAGACGCCUUCUGGGCUGUGUGGCACCGCAGAAGUAGCAUUGGGCUUAUUGGCGCCGGCAUCGACGCUGAGACAGGGCAGUGGGUCAAUUCUUACACGGGCAUUGGAGCAGGUAUUGACAGCUUCUUUGAGUAUGCCCUCAAGUCGCAUAUUCUUCUUUCCGGACUGCCUUUCGACAAAACACGCGAGACUACUGAUUCUCCUGAGGCAUUUCUUGCUACUUGGCUCGACGCCCACGAUGGCAUUCGGAGACAGAUCUACCGUGGUGCGCAACAUCAACAUCCUCAUUAUGCCCAAGUAGAUUUGUACACUGGCGCCAUCAGGGCCUUUUGGGUCGACAGCCUGAGCGCAUUCUAUCAAGGGCUCCUGACCAUGGCCGGCAAGCUUGAUGAGGCUAUCGAGACGCAUCUGCUCUACACUGCUCUUUGGACCCGCUAUUCCGCAAUGCCUGAGAGAUGGUCAACUGCGACUGGCAGUAUUGAGCAUGGCCUUCGCUGGUGGGGCGGUCGACCAGAGUGGAUUGAAUCGACCUGGUACCUCUAUCAGGCGACGAAAGACCCUUGGUAUCUCCAUGUAGGCGAAAUGGCGUUGCGCGACAUCAAAAGACGUUGCUGGACUAAGUGCGGGUGGGCCGGUCUACAGGAUGUACGUACUGGAGAACUGAACGAUCGCAUGGAGAGCUUCUUCCUUGGUGAAACUGCGAAAUACCUUUUUCUGCUUUUCGAACCGUCGCAUCCGCUCAAUACCUGGGACGCGCCGUUUGUGUUCACGACCGAAGGGCACCCGUUGAUCAUUCCGAAGAGACUCCGUCCCACUCAGAAGACGCGGCCAGAUCCUGAUCCAAUCCUAGAGGUACCUCAGACAUGCCCUCUUCCACCAGCUCUCUUGCCUUUCACUAUCUCUCCGACAGCCGCUCGGACCGACGUUUGGCAUGCUGCAAGCCUUGCCAGACUACAUCUUAUGCCAACCAUCGAGACGAUUGAGUCACCACUCGUCGAGUUCAGUGCCGACCAUCCCAGCAUUUCUUUAUCAGAUAUACGUUCGCCUUCCAACUACACUUACUAUCCAUGGACUUUGCCACCCGAGCUCAUCCCGCACAACGCUACAAGUUCAGUGCUGGCUGUCAGGACUACCUUUGACCUUUCGUUCCCCAACAUGCCAAGCACAUCGCUGACAGGUGCGCUCCAAAGAGUGCAGGAAGGCAUCUUGGUCAACUCCAUGAGUGGGCUGAGACUUGGCAUGGUUCGUGAGCAAGACAAGCCACGUACGAUACGACAGCAGCUGGAUCUGGAUGAGCAAUUCCGCAUCUAUGCGAUCUCCAACAUAGCUCUAGGCCGUGAUGAAAAGGUUUUCAUGUCUCGUUCGACCAUCGACAACUUCAAUCCGCUCGACCCGUUCUUCACAAGAACACGAGAUGCGCAUGCGUUGGACCUGGUCAUCGACGUACCGCCGCAGCCUGCACCUGCAUCCUCCAAAACGCUGGCAGACCUCCUCAGCGAUGCGCUCGGCGAAACAAGCAACCUAUCCGACAUGGACAUUGCCGACGUGAUCGAUCUAGAAGUGGACCCCGAAGCGCUCGAUAGCCAGCCGUCAUACCUAGCCACCUUCCUCUCAUCGCUCCAAGCACUCCUCUCCGCCCCAGUACCCACAUCCACAUCCGCAGCAUCUCAAUCCCAGGAUCAAUCGGAGCAAACCUUGAAACGUCACUUCUUCCCCGCCGCGCUUCCCACCGGCCCCGGCGCAGCCCCCAUGCCCGACACCAAAGACCCAGAAACGACAUACAGCCCAGACAACCCACUCGCCUGGUCAAAUAUCUACGUUCACCCUACAACUCUCUGCACAGACCGUCUUCCGCUCGAGGUCGCGAAAAACCAUCAAAUUAUCGCAAUCCCCAGAGGCGAUUGCUCCUUUUCGACUAAACUGCACAACAUCCCCGCGUACCCACCCGACGCCUCUUCCCUCCAACUCGUCAUCAUUGUCAGUUUUCCCGAGCACGAACCCAACGAGGAUAAGCAUAUUGCCGAUACCGACGCUGCGACGCAACAACCCCCUGUGCAGCCGCUGUUGGAUGAUCUACAAUAUACCCCAACCGGCAUGCUACGACCCAAUCCCAUUCCCAUGAUCAUGGUGGGAGGGGGGGAGGAGACAAUGGCGUUGCUGAGGAGGGCGACUGGAGUAGGUGUGAGACGGAGGUAUUACUUUAGGAGUCAGGGUGUCAAAAUUGGGAACCUAAUCGUGCUCUAA
This is a messenger RNA of Alternaria infectoria, 3138 nucleotides long. RefSeq lists its product as uncharacterized. Gene Ontology annotation, biological process: carbohydrate metabolic process; mannose trimming involved in glycoprotein ERAD pathway; endoplasmic reticulum mannose trimming. The transcript has 2 exons. Gene Ontology annotation, cellular component: endoplasmic reticulum; membrane. Gene Ontology annotation, molecular function: calcium ion binding; mannosyl-oligosaccharide 1,2-alpha-mannosidase activity. The record is from RefSeq and is a predicted model, not a curated record. NCBI's taxonomy places the organism in Eukaryota, Fungi, Ascomycota, Dothideomycetes, Pleosporales, Pleosporaceae. The coding region runs from base 1 to 3138 and encodes 1045 amino acids.